AGUUUUGAGAUAUAGAACUGUUAUCUGCGAGACGAGCAGGAAGAGUGUUUUGUGACCGUCCAAGAUUCGGGUCUAAAUAAAUAGAAAUCAUCCGUUUGCUGUCAAUAGAACUAACAGAAAACACGUCCUAAAAAUGGAAAUUAAGUUUCAACUUAUUUCCGUUUUCAUCCUUUUCCACUUGCAACUUUCAACUGCGGAUGAAUGUGCAUGUGCAACCGGAAACGUUCAUGUCAGAUCCGGUGCCGGAACAACACAUUCAAUUCUCGGGACUCUACCCACUGACUCCUGCCUCGCGUUCAAGGGGCACCUGUCGACAGUUAGUGGCACUCACUGGGCAAAUGUGGACUACCACGGACGGAAUAAAGACGGCUGGAUAUCAUCAACUUACCUAACUUUCAGAACAUGUUCACUAUCAAACUCUCACAACACUGGCACGGGAUCCCACUCUACAACCGGAUGUCCUCCAAUCGUCAUCCGCAGUGAAUGGCAUGCGCGAGCACCUGCGCAUCACAUCGGACCACUUCCGGCUGUUCCUGGUAACGUGUACAUUCACCAUGGAGCUACUCACGGAUGUCACACAAAGGCGGACUGUAUCAAACUCGUCCAGUCGUAUCAGAACUACCACAUGGAUACACACGGUUGGCCAGACAUUGGAUACAGCUUCAUUAUCGGGGAGGACGGUAACAUCUAUGAGGGGCGGGGCUGGAACACCAUAGGGGCCCACACAUACAACCACAACUAUGACGGACUCGGUUUCUGCGUCAUGGGAGAUUUCACUUCUCACGUACCUAACGACCUGGCGAUAAACGCACUCAAGAGUCUGAUCAACUGCGGAGUGAGAACCGGUAGUAUAACCCAGAAUUACGUGUUGAAGGGUCACCGUGAUGUCGGCCAGACUUCCUGUCCGGGGGACAAGCUGUACACCUUGAUCAAGACAUGGCCCCACUACCAUCACUAGAAAAUCGGCCUUAAUGUUUGAAAAAUUCAAACUGUAUUUGUAACAUCACCAAAUAAUGUCCAAGGAAUCUAC
Messenger RNA from Magallana angulata, 1030 nucleotides. RefSeq names its product peptidoglycan-recognition protein SC2-like. The transcript is spliced from 6 exons. NCBI's taxonomy places the organism in Eukaryota, Metazoa, Mollusca, Bivalvia, Ostreida, Ostreidae. Bases 134 to 958 code for a protein of 274 amino acids. The record is from RefSeq and is a predicted model, not a curated record. Gene Ontology annotation, biological process: peptidoglycan catabolic process. Gene Ontology annotation, molecular function: zinc ion binding; N-acetylmuramoyl-L-alanine amidase activity.